GUCUGGUAACGGCGGCAGCGUUGUGGGCGUGUGUGUACGAGUGCUAGCGCUGGCGCGUAGCACUCUGAGUGGUGUUGAUUUUUACUCCCGCAAUUUUCCCAUACCUCGCGUAGAAUUUAUCAGCGAAAAUUCCAUCAAUCUACAUAAGUUGUGCUCACAAAAACUCCUGUGUGUGCCAAAGGGACGUGAGAACUCCUGCAUUUAUCCUUACUUACGCAAUGAUCGAGGCUCAAGUGACUCAAGGUUGACUACACCAAGCAUCAGACAACAUCGAAGGGGUGCAGAGAAGCUCGCCGCAGUGCCAAGCGAUGCAUAAGUGAGCAACCGUCCGUGUCGCCCUCUCCGCGGGCGGGGGACGACCGCGGCAUCCGGGCCAGGACGGCGUCGUCGACGCGUGACCUCGUGGUCAGCAUGUGGGCGCAGGUGCAGCUGUCCAGUGCGGCCGCCCCCGACAGCGGCGGCGACGUGGCGAACGGCGACGGCUCGGCGCCUGACGCCGGCGCCAAGGAGUCGCCCGCGCCGAGCUCGCGUUCCAAGCACGCCAUGUGCAUCUCGCAGGACGGCUGCUUCUACCUGCUGGCCGGUCGCUCGGCGAACCUGCCGCUCAAGGACCUCUGGAGGUUCGACCCCGUGCAAAGCCGUUGGGAGGAGUUACGCUGCCGGGGAAGCCGACCGCCCUGCCUGCAGGAACACACCGUCGUAUCGUGGAAGGGAAAGUUGUACGUGUUCGGUGGCGAAGUUGGCUUUGCGUCGACGGGCGAGACGCCGCUCUGGAUAUUUGAUACAGGUAGCUGCACGUGGCGCAAGCACCCGGGAGGCGGCGAGCGCCAGCGCCCCACUGGCCGACGGGGCCACACGAGCGUGGUGUACAACGGCGCCAUGCACGUGUUCGGCGGAUACCAGGACCUGCGAGGAUCUUCGUCCCAGUUGUGGGCCUUUCGAUUCGACACGGAGCAGUGGGAACUGACGUGUGGUGAAGGCGGCAACGGGGGUGGCGACCACCCCCCUGCAAGGCACAACCAUUCAUGCGUGGUACACCAGGGCGCCAUGUGGGUCUACGGAGGACUCACGGACCUCCAGGAACGGGCUGACUUCUGGACCUACCACUUCGACACCGGUCGCUGGAGCCGGAUACGGCAGCCCAAGGGCGGCCCCGCCGAACUGCACGGGCACGCAGCGGUGCAGGCCCACGGCUUCAUGUACCUCUUUGGCGGAGAGCGGUCGGGCGCUGCCAACAACGACCUCUGGAGGUUCCACUUCGUGAGCGAGACGUGGGAAAAGGUGGCGGUGGAGGGCGUCGUGCCGACACCCCGAUGCCGUCACGUGGCCCUGGUCAAUCCGGGACUGGCCACGUGGGCCGACCGCGUGUCCGCCGCCAAGGAGGACGAGGAAGGCGGCACGGCGCUGCACCAGCACCGGCCGCGCCACGGCCGGGCCGCCUCGCUGCGCUUCAAGGUGCACCCGGUGUCCCGGCUGUGCAGCAAGAGCACGGGCUCCCAGGACGAGGACGAGGACGACGACGCCGGCUGCGCGUAUGGCGGGUGCGGCGCCCAGGUCAACCUCAGGUCCCUGAAGGAGAAGCUAUCCAGCAGCCGGCUGGUGCGCAGCAUCUCCAGCGGCAACUACUCCGUGGGCAGCGGCUUGCGCCGAGACGAGACCGAGAAGCUGCUCGAAGGAGGGGACCCGGCCUCCGGCGCGCCCACGCCGCAGGCCAUCCAGAAGUCCGCGAGCACCGACGCCGUGCUCGAGGCGUCUGACAGCAGCGGGGAGUCCACGCCCCAGCACCAGCGCAAGCGGCAGCUGAGCGUUCGCGUGCGGCCCCUGUCGGAGAUACUGCCGCGCAACAGGGACUGCUCGGUGCCCGUGCCUCCGGGAAUGCUGAGCCCGCCGCCGCAGGGUGGCAGAUCCCGGCGCAUCACCAGUUCGCAGAGCUUGAACACCUUCAACGUGUCUUCCUCGGUGGCUGCGGCCGCCCCUGCGCGGUCCGGGGCCAGCUGCUGCUGCACGCCCACCGCGACCACCGGAGGCAACAGCGACCAACAGCACACGCCCUGCGAGAACGCCACCGACCCCCGCGCGGACUUGCUCAUCGACCUCGACCAGAGCAACGUCAGGUACCGCGUGGGCGGGCCCCGACGCUCGACCAGCAGCUACACGUGGUUCUCGGACGCGAGCAGCUCCGGGGCUCCUGCCAUCUCGCCCCUGCAGCUGUCGCACAGCGCGUCUCACUGCUCGGGCUACUACUCGUUCGCCGAGGACGACCCUGAGUUGCAGCGCGACAUCAUGAACUUCCUGACGGGUCACGGACCGAGAUCGCGGCCCUCGUCGCUCAACGCCGCCACGGCCGCCGCCAUUGAGCUGAGCACGUUCAGCGCAGCCGCCCAGCCGGGAAUACAGGUGGUGAAGGAGCGCGCGCGCUCCUGGGACCGCGUGUCGCAGCGCACGCCCACCGUGUGCAGCCAGGCAGCCGUGGCGGUGUCCAAGCGCACGCCCAUCCAGGCCAUCAAGGAGGAGAGCUGCCAAAGCACGCCCGUGCGCCUGCGCAGCGCCGGCCGGGCGGGACACGGCAGUCCUCCCGGCGGGCGCACCGAGCUGCACCAGUGGCGCCUCUGCUUCUACGUGUUCGGGGGCCGCGAGCAGGGCGCCCCGGGACUCUACCGGCAGCCCAUCUCCAUCUGGAAGCUGUAUGUCUGAGAGAGCCACGCUGCCCCGGAUUCAGUGCGGCACCACCACAGUCGCCGCGUACGCGUCUCAGCGUACGCCGGCCACUGGGAAGCAACGGGGCCCUUUGCCCGCAAGAAGGGGACCCACCUCGACCAGUGGACUCGGUCUCGCUGACAUAGAAAAAAAAGCCGAGAAAUAAGACCUAGGUGCCCCGUCGCAUUCUGAUGACAUUCGCAGGAGAGGCAUAAAAAGCGGACACGUUCCCCCCCCCCUUUGGUGGUAUUGAAAGUGAAUUGUGUGCCGAUAUAGUUUCGCGGUGGGCAUUUUGCCCCCUGGCACCCUUCGGUAGGUGCGCCUGUGUGUCUCUCUUGUUGGCCUCACAGCCCUUGCAGCGCAUUUACCGGUGGGAGCAGCGAACGCAGCACGUCGAGAUCUAGAGAAACGUGACCUGUGCUUAGCUGCGGCGUCGAAUGAGCGUCGUGUUUUGAGACUUUCGGUCAGUGGUAUGAGCGCUUCUGUGCUCCCUUGUGCAUUGCUUUUUUGGUAUAUCGUUCACUUCAUGAGGGGCAGCGCAGUUUCCCGCGCUAGUGUCCGGGAUCCGACCUGACUCAAACACGAUCGUUCAUGGAGUAUCUAAUUAUAGCUUUAGCUCUAUUGGAGUAGGGUAAUCCGAGGGCCUCGAUUUUUCGUUAGGCCUGGGACAUAGGAGAGCUAAAUAAGAAAUCUUUACCAUCCAUUGGCAUGAAAUAUAAACGUAACAUUUUCAGAUUUUCUAAUGUGGGCAACUGUUUUCUCUCUCAUGUUUUUACUCAAGUAUCUUGCUUGGAAAAUUUCAAUUUCGCUAUUCAUUCAGGGCGGAUAUUUGGGUACUAGGAAAGUGUGUGAAUAUAUAUCAAUGGGGGUGUUAGCACUUGUUAGACACUUUGCCUGCCUCCUUAUCUCCGUCGAUUCAACCGUUUGCUGACAGUGCCCACCUGCUGAUGCCUCGGCAGUCAAUUUUUUUUUUUCGCUUUUUGCAUCAAAUGUUCUUUUAACGUCAUAAACGCACAAAAGGCGUGACGCAGCUGCUCGACUUUGUCUUCCAGUUCUCCCCUAAGAUUGUCUUCUUUCUUAUUUCUGUUUCUCUUCAAACCACAAAUGCUAUCUUUCCACACACGCACAAUCGACUCACGCUUGAGGUUCACUGUCAUUUCCAAUACCACAGUGUAUAUUUUUUAAAUACAGUGAAGCAAACAGCUGCACCAUAAUUUGGUGAUGAAAUUCUCAGCUUUGUGAUGACAGUGGUCAUGUGAGAGGGGCUGUGCAAUACUCUUUGCUUGAAUACUCACUCCAUCAUCUUUUGCAAGUAUCUUUAUUGGUGAUUUGGCAUGCUAGUAUUAAAAUUUCCUCGGCAUGCACUACAUUGUCAGUGGUAUGAUCUUAAGCAUACAUGAAAACGUCCAAGGCAGGCUCCACUUGCGAUCUUGUCCUGAAUUGAUAGCAAAUUAUGAUACAGGAAAUAUUGAUCUCAGUUUUGUUUCAGUGAACAUUUUUUCUAGCUUCUUUGUUUUGGUUGUGGCACUUUUGCAAUAACCAACUGGUUUAAAAUGGUGAAGUGUUGAAGCUCAAAGUUGAGCCAUCAAGGCUGAGAAUAUGUGGUAUCUGUCUUGGGGAUUUCACAUAAUGUGCAAUAUGGGACAAUGGGUACAACGAACUCAAACGCACCUUCGCUGAAAAGGAGUGAAGUUGUAUCAUGUUUAGUCUGCAAUGCCAAAUGCCAUUGAGUACGAUAUUAUGUUCUUACUCAAAACAUUGACAUUACGCUGAGCAGUGUUUCAGCUUGCCAGAGAAUGGGCACUGACGUCUCCUUGUUUGUGCAUGUCCAUCAUCUCGCGUCUGCAGCUUGCUGAGCAGUAGAUUCAACUCUGGCCUCCAGUUGCUGCACUACUAGUUGCAGAGCAAAUGUCUCGAAUGCCUUAUCAAGACAGACCUGCCAUCUGGCAUUGCAGAUUACUGCGCUAUUGCAUUUCUAUCUUGGUUUAUUUUCAUAAAUAUAUAUGUAUAUAUAUAUAAAUUCUUGUACCUGGCCGUUUUGUUCUGGUGGGCUCAAAGCAGAAAUCUCAGUGGCCAAGAGUAUUUAUGUGAAGUUGGGAGUUUGGCACUUCUCAGCCUCAGCUGUUUAAACAAGGAAUUGUAUUUUUAUUAUGCACUCAUAGAUAAGGAGUUAUGAAGAAUAACAUAUAUGCACGCAUUCAUGUAUACACAUGCAAGAAAUAUUCAUAUUUUUAAUGGUUUUAUCAUUUUUUUCUUUUAUUGCAAAAGGUGAAAAUGAGCUGAAGACAGCAGUGUGUAUCUUUGAUAGGUCCUUUUUUUUAUGUGUACAUGCAUCUGAACUGAAGCAAGGAGCGCAGAAUGAAAGCGUGGAAGUGGUAGCUGUUUCAAAUUUUUUUUAAUAUUUAGAGGCUGCUUUUAUCAUUUAGCGAUUUAAAAAUAAGGUUAUUUAUAUUGUAUCCACAUUGCCCUCCAAAUCAUUAUGUGCUUUGUCAAUCUUAUCAAACAUGAAUAGUUUGUCGUAAUAAUUCUGCGGAAACCUGCAAGGGGAGAGAAGUAAUUAAUAAAGGGAAAAUGAGACAUUCACCCAAUCGUAGCAAGUGCUACAAAGGAAACCCAUACGGGUUCCUCAAAAGGAAAGCUAUUACACAGAACUAUUAUGCCAAACUCUUGCCUUUAAUUCGAGUUGUUGAUGAAUUCGACUUCGCCCUGCCAUCUGCCAACUGCCUGAUUUGCUCAGAUGGUAGAGCGGCAGCCCCGGAAAGGUGGUGGUCCCAGGCUCGAAUCCUGGACCAGGACAAAUUUUUCUUCAACUUCGAGGCUUUUCUUUCAAGGAACCCGUAUGGGUUUCCUCUGUAGCAAUUGCUACAAUAGGGUGGGUGUCUCAUUCUCCCUUUAUAAACAAAUAGCUUGUCCUAGUCUAAUUUAAAUAUCUACACAGAUUCGAUACUUCAUCCCGACCAUGUCCUCCUGAAUCCCCUUGCCCAACCAGGAAUUCAUUUUUAGUCUACAAAGAUGUACAGGACACUUACACAGCAGGGAAACUAUGUCCAUGGCUGAGGACUAGAAAUGUCAUCAAAAUAUUUUUGCUGCAUUCUGUGAUGCUAAGAUGUCCAAAAAGUGUCUGGUGUAAGAUGCAGUUAAGUUUUUGUUUUUUUUCUGGCAGGGUCAAUACCAACAUAAUUUCCCUGAAAAUCUGUGAGAUUUGGCCAGCAAUGCUGAGAGUGUGGUGAGGAAUCACGAAGAGCAGUGUUUGCAACUUGUUGAUGUAAGCUCGCGCACAUUGCCCUGUGUGUGUACCUUGAAUGGUGACCACUUCCAUGCCCCUUAGAGUGUUCUCUCGGAUUGAUUCAAGUGGUGUGGCAUGUAUUGUCUCAUUUAAAAAUUUUCAAGAAUUGUUAACAGGCUUUUCAAUUCUGUAACAAAUUUAAUGCACCAAGAAAGGGAGUAUUUGUGACCAUAAAAAAACGCAGCAUUCUCAAGGUACUCAGGCUCUCACAGAAAAUUAUUCAUGUGGUGAACUCUCCCUCGUUUUGCCUCUAUUGAUAGACAUUGCUGUUUAUUUUGUAUCUGCCUUAGCAUUUCGUCCUGUUUAACCUCGCAUGCCAGUGUUCUAGAAUGCACAAGAGCUGCAGCGAAAAUCGUGUGCCAAUGGGACUCUAAAUGUAGCUUUCUUGCAAGCAACGGCAUCUGAAGAGUGGGAGACUGUUAAGUUGGAUCGCGUGAUCCCUUGACCACCGAGAGGCUUCAGAAGGUCUGGUUGCUAGUGGCACGGAAGACUGACAUUCUACCAAAAAUUGCAGUGAAGGACUGUGGCGUGGUAUACAGUCGGAAGCCAUGCAACGCCGAUCGCCACUGUGCAAAAUGAAGCAUGAAGUGUAUUUGACAAGAGCUGAGGUUAUCGCACUGCCACCAAAUAGUGUGUUAUCUUGUACCGGGUCCUUGUGUGUGUAUGUGUGUGUACGACGCUGAAUGCCUGUGUGUACUGCUGUGUGUGCUCGAUUUUAUCGACUGACACUGUGUGGGUCAAGGCUGCGGCAGCAGGGAACGAUCAUUCCUGUAUUUCAUUACGCCGAUCAACACGAAAUUCGUGCUGCGCGCUUUGUCGGCACGUAACUCACAGAUAGCGUGCGCCAUGCCAAAAGUGAUUUUCUUCCAGCAAACAAACGUUAAACUGCGCUCAAUAUUAAAUUCAAUUUCGCUCAUGCAAGCUUCAUCGUACAACUCAGUAACUACGUCCGGUCCAGGUGACACAGCCAUGCGGUUAAGCAUAAAUGUUUUCGUCCUCAUUGCAUUUCAUGGAAAACUUGAGCAAAGCUGUCCAACAAAGCUUGAACGAGCGGCCCUCGCGACUACGUCUAAAGAGCUCUAGACAAGCUUGUAAUACUUCGAAUUUCCCUCUCGCGCAUUCACUCUUACGGAGGUUCCUUUCUGCGUACAACGCGAAACAGAACAGAAGAGAGCCGAUGACACGAGCGAUCCUCUUUCGCGAUGUUCACGUGUCCCACGUUCAAGCGCCGGAAGCCGCGCCUCGCCGCCCGAAGACGUCACUGUGGCCGUGACGUCAGCAUCCGCAGUCGUGGUACCUGCGGUACCGACUGCGGUACCUGCCACGCGGAACUUUUGUGAUCGAGUCUGUGUGAGGGCGCUGAGGAAAAUUUUAUUCGUUCACAAGCCUGUCUCUCGUCCGGGUGCUGUUUAUGGGUGGUACAACCCUUUUUAGGGCCUUUCCAACGCCAACACGAAAUGUAGCUCAGCGCGAUGCUCACGAGACACCGUAAGGAUUAAAGUGCGUCACGUAGGAAUUCGUGCGCAACACCAUUUUUUUUUUUUUCUUCCAACCAUCCUGGUUGGGUUGCUGUUGCAGCAGCCAUGAUGAAAAUAGCCCGCCAUUAUAAUUGUCUUAGCUUGGGCGGUAACUUCGAGGUUACUUUAGUGCCGUGCAUUAAAUUAUAUUCGUAUCCGAAUACGUUUGGUUAAGCCGCCCGCUCACUGCCAUGCGCGGCAUUCUGCCUGCGCGUUGAAAUAGUGUUUGCCAACCGGUUGUUUUUCUUCCGGUUCUUCGCAACCUGCCUUAGUCCUGACUCAAUGUUGUUGUUAUUUUUUUUUCUUUCUUAUUUAGAGAAUGUUUCACAUUUCAAGAGUAAUGGAGAGUGUGCAAUGACGCCACUGCCGUGAUUGACGAGCUGUACACGAAUCGAGCCUAGGUGCGCCACUUCCCUCACUCGAGAAAAAAAAAAUCUGCGAGGGGGAUAAAUUGUACAACGGACACGCUAACCUGCACGGCUUUGCCGUUUUUUACCUUCUGUAAUUGUGACGCGUGGAAGGAAGGAGGGAAGCUGGGAUAAAGCACGGUAUGUCUGUUAUUCGUUGCUCUCGCCAUGCACAGUGCCGUACCCGAUGGGUCUCGCUUAAUUUGUAUGCCGCUUGACUGAAGGGCAAGUGACAUUAUCGGGGUAUAGCAGCUGUUCGCGGGAUUAUAGCGUAUGAAGGAGAACGAAAGCUGAAUACCUGUCGACAGCUCAGCUGAAUGUUCCCGUUAUGCUAUCCCUGUCAUACUGACACUCCGCCUUUCUUUUUAUUAUUAUUUUAUAUUUUUUUACUUAUUUUGAUUCGCGGUUUCACAGUGCAUGUGUCAUUCCGGUGAUUGUUGUCUGUAGGGCGUCUAUGUUCUCCUGUUACGCGCUUCGAGCGACUUUGUCGUCCGGGCACAGUGCAAUUUCGUUCACAUCCGUUCCGCGCCGUGACAAGGAUAAAGUUCACCGUACAGCUACAUGAUGUCAUGCGCGUAUCAUCGCCAACGUCAUAGAUAGGCUCUGUGAAUGAUAGAUGUUUUGUGUAGAAGAAAGUGCAGAUAAGGGAGGUCAGUCUAGGUUGUGGGUUCCAAAACCGCUGCCACCGAUUACCCCCAGCUGUAGAAUUCGAUACCAGCAUCAUCUGGACAGGUCUAGCGCUAUCUACACACAUAAAAAAAAGGCUCUUAGAAUAAAAAUGUCCCUAAGAGCAAAUGCCAGCCAAUGCUCAUGCUGGACAUAUUAUUAUAGCGAUGGCGGCCGGCCAACGGCAAAAGAGCACUUACGAACGAAGAGCAUUGUGAACUCGGACCCGCGUUCUCUGCUUUCUUUGUUGGCAGGACUUAGGUGGAAGCGAGUUUCUUCAUCACUUUAAUUUCCUUCAAUUUCAAUGUAAUUUUUCAUCCUCUUGAACUGCAAUGUUUUCUUUCGAGUAGUCAGUUACUUAGCCAGAAACGUAUAUCAAUGUUACCGUUCAUUAAUCUUCCUCUGCCACGCAGAUUACAGAGGAAUCUCCGGAGAUUUUUUGCCCUCACAAAGUUUUUUUGACGGAGAUUCGAAGUUGCGCGUGACCUUCCUUCAAGUCGUUCAGCGAUAAACCACACGAAACACGAGAACAGCUAAAGAAAGUCUAGACCGUCACGGAAAACAAAUUAAAACGUCUAAACCAAUUAACUCUCAUCAGGGUUAAACAUUAUUUAGACGUAUACUUCUAAACAACGUCCUGCAGCUUUCUAACCGUCCACGUUGUCUGUUGUCCAAAAUUUUCCAUAAUUUAAAGUCGCCUUCGCGCCUUUCCAGUAAUUUCAAGAAGCUUUCUGCAAGUUUUGUGUUUAGUGGAAAGCCGAGCUGUGCGAGGCCGCUUGUACCCAUCUGUACCCGUCGACGGCGAUAACGGGGUUUUGAGUCCACGGCCACCCACAACCGAGGCAGCUGGCGUUCAAGUACAAGAGGCUCUGCGACCACGCUUACAUGAUAGGCGCCGUGCCGGGAAAAGCCUUCAAGCAUGCCGCCGCCGAGCCGUUCGUCUCGUGUUACUUUCGGUGAUGCGUUUGCUCGUGCAUGACACACAGGGUUACACGAACGCCCGAGCGCGACGAGCACGUGGCCCUUAGUGUCCGCCCAGCUGCUGUUGCAUUCCUGACGUGAUGAUUAACAGUAUUCUGUUUCAGUUUCGUUUUUCUUCUUAAAUUCCGUCGCCACAUAGACCGUGUUCUCCACUGUUUUAAAGAGAAGUCUCGCUGUCCCAAAUGGACGACGGAAAUACAGUACGAUAGGUAUUGCUGCGCUCAUUGCCAAGCUGUGACGCUAAUAAGUGACUCGUUGCAAGCACUUUAAUCAUUCAUUUGUUCAUUCCAAGCGAUUGUAUAUUUAGAAGAAUAGUAGGGACUAUUUUCGUCCGUAACAAAGGCACAAAACAAUUAGGGAGAUUUGACGUACAUAUCGGAAUCUAUGUGAGGAAAAGUUUUCGUUUAGCGGUUGAUUAAAUGCCAUACAAUUAAAUGCGGUGCGUGCAACUGUCAUUCGCAUCCAAUUUCCUGGCCCGGGAUAUCGGAAGAGCACAAGCGAGCACCAGGUUUCUAGGAAGAACCUUCUCGUUUAGGUUAUCUUUAAUAGAAAGGAAAGCUACCAUACCCUCAAAUAAGUGCAAGUUUUUUGUGCCUGGUCCAAACUGCAGAUACUUUUAUCUUAAGAACCUGUGCGACAGCUGUACCCGACACCCGCAAACGCAACACAUGUUCCCAAGGUCGCGAGAAAAGUGACAAAGUGGCCUUUGCUGAAACGGCGACGUUCAAAUUUUAUUCGCCAAUCUCGCCUCAAGUCGCUUGCUUGAAAGACUUAUCACUCAAUUAAGGAGCAGACCGACCUCUUGCGAAGUAAACAGUACUAAUAGGCGUAAUACCAGCGGUACGUACUUGGUGUAAUACGCUUUCAGAGAAAGUAAAUAUACCUUCAAAGAACGUAGACCGAGCCGAAGCGUUUAGUAUUUCGUACCUGUAGCCGUUUCUUUCUUUCUUUUAUUAUUAUUUGCAUCAUCGCGCGCAUGUAGGUCGGCCAUUCUGAAUGGAGCAGCGCUUGAGUUGCUGGAGUUCUUGUGAGAGGCUUCAUAAUUAACGAGCUGUAGAGUCGCUUACACUUUCGUGUAUCCAGCGCGUUACGAAAGCGAGAACCUAAUACAUCGUAUAUGCUAGCAGUACCGUAUGACGUCAUAGUGGCGAUAGCAUAUGUGGCAAAGACCUUAGGCGCCAAGUUUGUAGCAUAUGGCCGUAAUCUUAUAACCACGUGUAAAAGAAAUACGUAAACGUGUUCACUAGCCAAAGUUUAAAUUUGUGGUUGUUGACGACAUUAGCGCACGUAGUAGCGUAGUUAGCAUGCCGCAACACUUCGGUCGAACGAACUUCAUGAGAGGUCUCAAAAAACUCUGUAUUAGUAGAACAGAAAUACGUGGGCUUGCUAUGAAGGCUGGAAUUUCGUAAUUGUUAGUAGAUAUUAAUAGUUCGUUGAAGAUAUAUAUAAGCCAGACGGACGCGGAAAGCAUAUUCGAGUGGCAUGCUGUAAUAGAUACCGGAGAAAAAGGGGGAACAUGGUAUUGCCGUGACGCGCCGAUUAUUGUGCUGUGUAAGGCGCCUCGUGGUGUGUGUAUGCUUCUAUCGAACAUUAUAUAUAUAUAUAUAUAUAUAUAUAUAUAUAUAUAUAUAUAUAUCACUGAGGAGUGACUCGUACGAGCAUUUAUUUUCCAGAGGAAUGUGUGUACAUAGUGCGUAAACGGCGGAAGCAGCUGUGUACAAUAGAGUCCAUCUUUGCGUGGUGCAGAGUUGGACCUCACGAGCCAUACUUAUUUUCAACGUCCUGAAAGAGUUGUACAUAUAAUAUAUUCGCCAAAACACAUUUUGUCGUCCCCAUAUGUUUUGUUCGCCUUGUUUUGUCUUUGUGUGUGCGCGUGUGUAGCAUAUGCCGGCUGUGUCGAAAGAAGCGGGAACGAAAGGACAAUAAAAAUAAUGGUGACAUUUA
Dermacentor andersoni is the source of this 11498-nucleotide messenger RNA. RefSeq lists its product as uncharacterized. Lineage: Eukaryota; Metazoa; Arthropoda; Arachnida; Ixodida; Ixodidae. Gene Ontology annotation, molecular function: protein binding. The record is from RefSeq and is a predicted model, not a curated record.